Triticum dicoccoides is the source of this 2324-nucleotide messenger RNA. RefSeq lists its product as uncharacterized. The record is from RefSeq and is a predicted model, not a curated record. The transcript has 3 exons. The coding region runs from base 1 to 594 and encodes 197 amino acids. NCBI's taxonomy places the organism in Eukaryota, Viridiplantae, Streptophyta, Magnoliopsida, Poales, Poaceae.
AUGCUUGAGUCAAGAGUCCACGAUAAGUGGGAAAAAAGGUUUGCACGCAGCCCUGUCUUGCCCAUAGCUGAAAUUGCUGCCCCGCGUGAGGGUUUCUUCCGCCGCCGUGCCUCCAUCCGUCCACCGCCGCCGUCCCUCCCACUCUGCGGCAUCCUUCCUCGAUCCGCGGUCGUCAAAUCAAAUCAAGACGAGAUCGGCAGGAUACACCGUAUCUCGCGCGACACCCAGCUGCAGCUGCUCGUGAGAUACAACCAUCAAUCUCGACGAGUUCCCGACGAUCAGAUCCAGGAUGCGGUGGACGACGGUGGCGAGAAGUGGCUAGAUGAAGGUCGCAUGGCCGUGUGCGGGUGGGCAGUCAGCACAAGAGGAGCAGCGGCGAUGUGUAUCUCAUCCUGCGGGGGGACAAGGAGGAUGGGAUGGAGCCUCCUGCAGUGGAGGACGACGAAGGGGCGUGGCGCCGCCCCUCCUCAGUGGAGGACGAUGACAAGGAGAUGCCGACGGCGUGAGAUUCCAAUUGAGACUUGCAGCGGCGGCAAAGUGAGGGCACGUGGCGACAGCGGAUCGAAAGCCACGGCAGCAGAUCGGUACCUUUGACUUUUUGGUGAAGCGAAGAAGUGAAGGACUAUCCUUCCUUUCAUACCUAAAAUGACCUGGUAGUUUUCCUAAGAAAGUUAUCCUAUCAUGUGAUAGACUAUUAGGUGAUCUCCCAUUAAUAAUGCAAUAGAAUCACUCCUGACUGAUCACCUGAAUCGCUCCUGACUGUUGUCAUUUGCAUCUUAAAUUAUCUGUCUAUGUACAUUAUUUAAUCACUACAUGUUUUUUUCUUACCAACUUAGAUCAUUUUCCAAAUGAAUCUUAGAUGAGAGGAAUAAGAAAUAUAUAAGUUGGUAGUUUUUUGUUUAUUUAACUUUUGAGAGAAAAAUAUAAGGUAGACCAUGUGGACAUACUCUUAAAAUUAUACGAUGAAUUGAUGUAGGGUCAUACAGACCAGAACUUUGUUGCACGGUCAUUGGGAAAAGUUAAGUCGUGCCUGAGUGGAUAAAAUAAAUGACAAAAUAUGACUAUUGCAUGGGAAACAAAUUCAAGUCAUAUCGUGUUCCCAUUUGGUUUUGUCUCUGUGUGUAGGUAGACGCUGUGAUAUUAAAGAAAAUGAAAUUCAAGGCUUUUUGAUAUGCUUACAUAGUUCAUCUAAGAUUAGUAAAAAACAUAUACUUAACCGGAACUCUCUCAAAAGAAACAAUAAGAGAAACGUUAAAUGAAUGAAUCUAUCAAUUUCUUACUUAUAUUUCAGAGUUUUAGUUAUAUAACAUAUUGGUUAUUCUUCAGGAUGCCUAAGCAAUUUUUACAUUUUGGUGUUGCAUCUGGUGUACAAUGAAAUAUAAGCAUUUUCUGAUGCACAAGACACAAAACAAACUGUAGUUUGGAAUAAUUAAACUUUCAAGAGCUUAUAACCAAGCCUCUAUAUUGAUCAUUAGUGCAAGUUUUCACACGCAAUUCUUUUUUCAAAAAGGUUUAGUUGAUGUAUUGGUUUAAAAAGCUAGCUUGUGCAUUUGCACGGGUUUUAUAGAACGCGACGUUCGUGUUGUGCUCGCGCCGGUCUGCUAUGGGUGUGUGAUGUGUGCCGGCCAGCGUCCGUGUUCUUGUGUGUGGCGCUCCACAGGCAGAGGAAGCUGCUGGCUUCCUGCAGAGGAGGAUUAGGAUUAGUAUAGCAUAGAUUAUGAUAUCUCCCUUGAUUUCUGGUUUGCAUUAGUAUAACAGGGCACUGAUAUUUGUUUUGUGGUGUAGGAGCUUGAAGACAACAAGGGGCCAUAGGAUAUCCAUAGGAUUCAUGGAAAAACAUUCUUCUAUGAUUUUCUCCCCGAAACUGAAAUUAUUUCGCCCCUAAAUUCAAAUCCUUUUGAGAGAGUGAGUAUUUAUGAGUAUGCUCUAUUGAUGUGACAAACUUGAAUACAACAAGGACUGGAAAGUAACUGCAUUUCUCACCCUUCCACUUAUAUUCAAGGCAACAUCAAACUUCAGUCAGAAGAACAUGACCAGGCAGGGAGCUUCCUACAACACUGGAUGUGAGAAAGUUUGGCAUUAGCAAGUGCGGCCACCACUCUGCCCCUCCCCUCUGCACUAUCCUUGGCUACCUUGUUGCUCACUUCGUGUGUGGCCACUUCAUCCCCAACCUAUCAGAGCAGAGUCUGGUAGACUGGUGGACAAAAGACUACACCAGUUUCAGUUUCAUGUCUUGUACGGUUGGAACUUACAAAAUUUAUUAUGUUCAGUGCUCUCCAGUAAGUAACAAUACAAGAGAAAAAAGUAUUACUAUUUUAAUCGUA